UAUUACAAAACAUUCACUCGUGGCUUGUGUAACCCGCUUUCUCAGCUGUUUGGUAACCAGCAAAAAUUCCUGACUUAAGUGGGCACAAGUCAGACCGUAACAUUAGGUUCGUGGCAUUGUUCUAAAUGAACAGUUCAUUCAUUACGAGAUGAACGUUAAACGGACGAUAGCCGGAGCGGCCGAUAACAUUGCCUCUUUAAGUAACACGUUACAACAACUGGUGUUGGGUGGAGAGGAUCCAGGAGGGUUCUUCGGUAUUUGUGUAUCUGCCAUGGGACACAGCGAAACCCUGUCGGUCUUUCCAUCCCUCAUUCAACCUUUGGCUUCUGUGGACCCCUCUCAACACUCCACGCUCAUCGCCAUUUAUGUGGAAUACUUCUCAAAAGAUGAAGAAGAUGAGCUAGAAGUUGCUCUGGCGCUCUCCCUACUUGACGUCGAGCCCCAGCAGAAGCCCGCCUGCAGACCGGAGUCCAGACCGCCCGUCUGGCAGGGAGGGUACCCAGCUAAGGUUGGGGGUUCGAUUCCGGGAGGUGCCACCAAGUCUAAGACCACAACCCUCUCUGGACUCAGCUACGCACAAUCAGCUACAGGUGGGAGAGGACGCAGGCCCAGCGAGAACAUACCGAGGACGGGCUCCGGGGUCCCGUCUAGUACCCCACCCACACACCCCUCCAGAGACCGUGCCCCCCUCCCCACAGACACACACUCGACCACGUCGCAGACAACUAGACACAAACACGUCCCCGGUCUUCCUGCCUCUCCCAGCCUCCACCAGAGUGACCGGCGGCAGGACCGUGUUAACGACCCAUUGGACACGGAGGGGACCUGCCCUGACCAAUCGCAGAAGCCCAAGCGCUCGAAAAACCGGCGUCAGCGCGGAAAGGGGUGUGGCCAGCGUGCGGUGGUGGGGCUGCCUCACUCACCUUCGGCCACGCCUCCUGUGCUGUUGUGGCUCCGCCGGGACCUCAGGCUCCACGACAACCCCGCUCUGAUUGGCUCGCUGCAGGCGGGCGCGCCGGUCGUCCCCGUCUUCAUAUGGAGCCCCGAGGAGGAGGAGGGGCCGGGGGUAACCAUGGCAACCGGAGGGGCAUGUCGGUACUGGCUCCACCAGGCCCUGGCGUGUCUCCAGGGGGCUCUGGAGCGUCUGGGCAGUCACCUGGUGCUCCUGAAGGCCGACCCGGGCUCCUCUCUGGGGGCGCUCCUGGGCCUGGUGGAGGAGACGGGGGCGCGCACGGUGCUGGCCACGGCGCUGUACGAGCCCUGGCUGAGGGAGCGGGACCAGCGGGUGGAGGCCGGGCUGCGGAGGGCCGGCGUGGCGUGGCGGAUGGUGCACUCCUACUGCCUCCGGGACCCGUACUCCGUCAGCACCCAGGGGGUGGGGCUGAGAGGCCUCGGCUCGGUGUCCCACUUCAUCAGCUGCUGUGAGCAGAACCCGGGCCCCGCGUUGGGCCCCAGCCUCGACCCGCCCGUUUCCAUGCCGACCCCAUCCCAGUGGCCCCCGGGGGACCCCCUCGAUGCGCUCGGCCUGGCGCGCAUGCCACGCAGGAAGGACGGCACCGUGAUUGACUGGGCGGCCAACAUCCGCGCCUCGUGGGACUUCAGCGAGCAGGGGGCUCACGCACGUUUAGAGGCCUUUCUGCAAGAUGGUGUGUACCGGUACGAGAAAGAGUCCGGACGGGCCGAUUCCCCCAACACCAGUUGUCUGUCUCCCUACCUCCACUGGGGGCAGAUCAGUCCACGCUGGUUAUUAUGGGAUGCCAAAAGUGCACGGUGCAGACCCCAAAAGUUCCAGCGCAAACUGGCCUGGAGGGACCUGGCGUACUGGCAGCUGUCCCUGUUCCCCGCCCUUCCCUGGGAGUCUCUGCGCCCGGCGUACAAGGCUCUCCGGUGGAGCAGUGACCGGGGCCACCUGAAGGCGUGGCAGCGGGGCCGGACAGGCUACCCCCUGGUGGACGCCGCCAUGAGGCAGCUGUGGCUGACCGGCUGGGUCAACAACUACAUGAGACACGUGGUCGCGUCCUUCCUCAUAGCUUACCUGCAUCUGCCCUGGCAAGAGGGGUACCUCUGGUUCCAGGACACUCUGUUGGACGCCGACGUGGCGAUCGAUGCCAUGAUGUGGCAGAACGGGGGCAUGUGCGGCCUGGACCACUGGAACUUCGUGAUGCACCCGGUCGACGCAGCCCUGACCUGUGACCCCUGUGGCAGUUACGUCAGGAAAUGGUGUCCUGAACUUGCAGCGCUGCCCGAUGACCUCAUCCACAAACCCUGGAGAUGCCCCGCCUCCAUACUGCGGCGUGCAGGUGUUGCUUUUGGACACACCUACCCCGAGCCCAUCGUCACAGACCUGGAGGCGCGGAGGGGCCAGUCCCUGCAGGACGUGGCGCAGGUACGGAGCACGUUGAGCGAGUACGUGGACGAGCGUAGCGGCUGUGACCUGGUACCGCUGCCCCCCCGCCUGGUCGCCGAGGCCCUGGGCUCAGCGGGGGGCGACCAGCUCAGGACCGGCGGGAAGCAGUUCCUCCUGCCCGUCAUCACCCGCAUGGAGUUCAAGCACCGACGGGGCGACCCCGGCGAGGACGCCGCCGCCAACCCCUACGACGCCGUGCUGAAGGGCUACGUGAGCCGCAAGCGCGACGAGACCGUGGCCUUCCUCAACCAGCGGGACUUCUCCGCCAGCGUGAUGAACGAGGGGGCGCAGCGGAGGGAGAGGCUGGACAGCGAUAUGCGGAUCCUAGAGGGACUCCCCCGAGCUCCCCCCGGCCGGGGAAGAGCCAGGCCAACCCCCGCGGCCAAGGGCCAAUCCUCGUAGAGCCAGGCGCCGCGGGUGACUCCGGGGUGACUCCGGGGUGACUCCGGGGUGACUCCGGGGAGAUAGGAGGCAGCCUACUGUAGAGGCUAGGGUGCUCGUCUCCCAGCCCAACGGGUACCGGGUUCGGCUCCCCAACCCCUUGCGGUAGGCCUCUGAGCUGGACAGCUUCUCCUUAACGAGUAUGACUUCACAGGUCACUUUGAGAAGAGACUGCCGCAUGACUGAAGUUCAAUAAUAUAUCCACCAGGCAGUUGAUGGAUGGGAUCAAAGUAGGGAGUUGAACAGAUUGGCCAUUCUCUUGCCAUUGGGCCUGAAACCAAUGCAUACAUUUUUCUCCAUGUCCUCAUCUUACUUUAAAAUAGACUUGGCUUUAAAAUGAUGUCAUCUGAACCAGGGUGAAGAUAAUUGGUGCAGUAAAAAUUAUCCAUCGACAGAAUGAUUUGAUGAAUUGUGUAUUUAUUCAUGUUUUCACUCAUUCAUCUGAAAAAUCUUGGAUAUCUAUUUACGUGCCAUGGACCGUAAUCCAAAACAGAUUGAUCUGUGCUGAGUUGCGGCAGUGGACACAUAAUGUGCACACAACUGUUAUUCUUGAUCUUGGUUAUCUGGCGAUGGCAGACCACUUCAUAACAUUGAUAGAGAUCAUAGAGAAAACAAAAUAUUCCAAUGUUUUGUUUUUAUUCAACCUUCUACCCAACAUGUCCGUUACCAACAAGGUCUUCGUUACAUCAGUGCUUAUACUUCAUGGUAAGGCCCAACAGGGCUUCACCCCUACAGGGGUAAUUCAGUCUUCAACGUACUUGAAAUGCUUAAGUAACGAAAAGACUAGAAAACUCUUCAGGUUGUUUGAAAUCACGGGGCCAAUAAACACUACGUCAUCCCCGUUUACGCAAUUGAUUGGUCAAUAAAAGGUGGACGGGGUGAUUGGAAGAUCUGUCAAUAAUACUGUAUCCAAGAUCAUUUUACUUAUAACCGUUCCAGUGUAGAACGGUAGACGCUUGGCCAUGGGUAUACGUGCAUGACCCC
Gadus chalcogrammus (walleye pollock) is the source of this 3832-nucleotide messenger RNA. Its product is annotated as deoxyribodipyrimidine photo-lyase. The coding region runs from base 149 to 2809 and encodes 886 amino acids. Gene Ontology annotation, biological process: entrainment of circadian clock by photoperiod; circadian regulation of gene expression. The record is from RefSeq and is a predicted model, not a curated record. Lineage: Eukaryota; Metazoa; Chordata; Actinopteri; Gadiformes; Gadidae. Gene Ontology annotation, molecular function: DNA binding; FAD binding. Gene Ontology annotation, cellular component: nucleus; cytoplasm. The transcript has 9 exons.